UGACACUCCUCUAUAAAAGCUGUCAACUCAACACCUCAUCAACUGUACAGUGACUGCCGCUCCUCAGUCACGCAGUUUGGAGUUACUUUAUUCAAGAUGUUUCGGCUUGCGUGCCUGCUGCUCGCGGCGUUCUGUCUGCAAUGGCAGGUGAAUGCCAAAUUCACCAUGGAAGAGAUUGAAAAAGCUGUUCAUCAGGCAAUGGAAAAGGUUGACUCGGCCUAUGAAUAUUCGAGACAAGAGUGCCUGAAUCGAAUCACACGACAUGAAGCCCGGCCUCAGGACGUACUGCGUUUUCUCCGACAACCUAAGGGAAUUACCCGCGAGGUGGCCCGAUCUGCCGACUAUUUCGACACUACGCUGAACAUCCUCAGAACGUCAUCGGAAACACGUAAAAAACGCUCAAUAGAGGCCGCAGAUGAGUUAGAAGAGGAACAUUUGGCAUUCAUCGAAAAACUGGUGGGCUGCGCCCCUCGAACUGGUUUCCCCUCAUGCAAGACAACGCCCAACGUUAACACAUUCCGCACUGCAAGCGGCGUCUGCAACAACGAGGCAAAUCCUCGUUGGGGAGCUUCCAACAUUCCGUUCCUACGCUGGCUUCCUGCUGAGUACCAGGAUGGUAUCUCUCUCCCACGUGGAUGGGAUCCUGUGAAAAUCAAUGGUUUCCUUCUUCCUCUGGUAAGAGAAGUAUCCAACCGCGUCUUGUCCACACCUGUAAAUGAAAUAGUGAACGACACAGUCUUCACUCACCUGUUGGCCUCCUUUGGACAAUGGUCAGACCAUGACCAGACCUUAGCGCCGCAUUCUCCGGUCAUCCGUACAUUCAGCAACGGUCUUGACUGCGAUGAAAGCUGCGAGCGCUCCGAGCCGUGCUUCCCUAUCCCCAUUCCCAAGGGUGGCCCACGUUUUGGCAUCCAAGAGUGUAUACCCUUUUUCCGAUCAUCAGCAACUUGUGGAUCUGGCAAUACAGCCUUCUUUUUUGGUGGCAACGCUACAGUGCGGGAACAGCUGAAUGCUCUGACUGCUUUUAUCGACGGGGGGCAGGUGUAUGGAUCGGAUGACGUUUUAGCUGAAGAACUUCGUGACCUCACCUCAGAUCGUGGAUUGUUGAGAGUGAAUGAGGAGUAUACUGAUAACGGCCGAGAACUCCUACCCUUUACCAAAAUGAUGGCCAAUAUUUGUGCAACCCGAGCUCGAAUCACCAAUGAUUCAAAUGCCCAGGAAGUCCUUUGCUUUUUGGCUGGUGAUGAACGCACCAACGAGAAUAUCAUUUUGACCUCGUUGCACACGCUGUUCUUCCGUGAGCACAACCGUCUGGCUCGAGCCCUGGGCAAAUUGAAUCCUGAUUGGAGCGGCGAGAGAAUCUAUCAGGAAGCCCGCAAGAUCUUAGGAGCGUUUCUCCAGAUAAUCACAUUCAGAGACUACCUAGGCCACAUAGUCGGUCCAAACGAAUUCUCCAAGACCCUCUCUACCUACCCAGGCUAUGACAAAUUUAUCGACCCAUCCGUCACCAAUGUAUUCGCAACGGCGGCCUUUCGAUUCGGCCAUACAAUGAUCCAGCCGUUUGUCUUCCGGCUCGAUGAAAAUUAUCAGGAAAGCCCCUUGUUUCCCUCUCCAAUGUUGAGCAGAGCCUUCAACGCACCAUGGAGGAUUGUCUUUGAAGGGGGGAUAGACCCAAUCAUCAGAGGGAUUGUGAGUCAGCCAGCUAAGUUGAACAUUCAAGAUGCCAUCAUAACUGAUGAGCUGAGAGACCGGCUGUUUAAAUUCUCUUUCCUACUGUCACUGGAUCUGGCAUCUCUCAACAUGCAACGUGGACGGGACCACGGACUCCCAGGGUAUACCAAAUGGCGCAAGUUCUGUGGUCUUUCACAACCCCGAAAUAGGAUGGAGCUGGCUGAGGUGCUGGGAAAUCAGGAAUUGGCUGACAAACUUCUAGAACUUUAUGGCACACCCGAGAACAUUGACCCGUGGUUGGCAGGAGUCGCAGAGCCACUCGUGAAAGGAGGAAGAGUCGGUCCCUUGUUUGCCUGCCUGAUUGCGAGGCAGUACAGUAACAUAAGAGCGGGAGAUCGAUUUUGGUGGGAGAACGACGGAGUGUUCACCAAGUCACAGCGAGCGUCUUUGAUGAAGAUGUCGCUUUCCCGCAUUAUCUGCGACAAUACCGGUAUCGAUGAAGUUCCAAAACAACCUUUCCUGUUCCAGCCAAGAGGAUCCGGUUUUCCCUCUUGCAAGAGCAUCCCUGAGUUUGAUCUCAGUCCAUGGAGAGACACCCCAUAUGGAUUUUUCGAACCACCAACAAUGGCCCCUCCAGCACCAACCAUGGGACCCGGAUACGGACAAGCUGGACCUCCCGGACCUCCAGGACCUCCUGGACCUCCAGGUUCCUCGUCUUCUGCCAAAGUGGCCUUUUCUGUCCGAUUGGGAGAUAAUUUCCCCAUUCCUGGUCUUCCUAUCACCUUCCACGAGGCCAUCUACAAUGGGCAGAACAGCUACAACACCAACACUGGCAUCUUUCUUUGUGUCUAUCCCGGAGUGUACGAAUUCACUUUCAAUGUCGCAAUUUACGAGAAUUCCGCAAGUGUUGAUCUGAUGCGCAAUGGCGAGUUAAUUUUGCAUUCUUUCACCACCAAACAGAAUGGUUAUAUAACUGCGAGUGGAAUCACCUUUAUUAAACUGAAAGAGGGGGACAAGGUAUGGCUUGUGGCUAACCAUGGUGGUAAUGGUUUGACCAAAGAUAGCACUUUUUCGGGCCAUUUGCUCUUCACUGAGUAGUUAUUACUACUACACAACACUGCUUUCAUUUCUCCCCCAGUUUUGAACAUGUGGUUUAUUUAGAUGUAUACUUUUUUUUAAUCUUGUGAGUGAACAUAAGUGUGUAUAUCUCAAAAUCACAUUUGACCUGAACAGGUAUGUAAUAUUGCUUGUUCUUUCAACAGUAAUUCAUCAUUUUAAAAAAUCAUUUACUUUCAAAACUAUCUUGUUCAAGACAUCAUGUACUGUUUUUAACAUGGAGUAAGUCUAUCAGACAACGAUGAAUAAAACACUGUUCCUCUUGA
Messenger RNA from Corythoichthys intestinalis (scribbled pipefish), 3053 nucleotides. Its product is annotated as eosinophil peroxidase-like. Gene Ontology annotation, molecular function: protein binding; peroxidase activity; heme binding. Gene Ontology annotation, biological process: response to oxidative stress. Bases 97 to 2769 code for a protein of 890 amino acids. Lineage: Eukaryota; Metazoa; Chordata; Actinopteri; Syngnathiformes; Syngnathidae. The record is from RefSeq and is a predicted model, not a curated record. The transcript has 16 exons.